Nicotiana tabacum (common tobacco) is the source of this 669-nucleotide messenger RNA. NCBI's taxonomy places the organism in Eukaryota, Viridiplantae, Streptophyta, Magnoliopsida, Solanales, Solanaceae. The record is from RefSeq and is a predicted model, not a curated record.
AUGGCAGACAAAUUCGUCACCGCCUAUGAAGGAGCCAAAAAGGCAGAGGCUAGGGGUCACCUGAAGGAGCUGCUGAGCGAUCGAGGACGAACUAACUUCGCCCGCGGACGUGAACAACCCCAAAGACCUCCAAAACCGCCUUCUCCUGCUCGCACCAUACAAAUGAUCAUCGGCGAGGGCGACGAUGCAGCGAUCAAUAAUGUCAAGUUCACCACCACACAUAAACUCAAACGAUUAAUCACUCACGAACGGUAUGAUGACCUCGAAGACAGUAUCAUCUUUGAUAAGUCGGAUACCGGCGAUUUGUCUUUCCCUCACUAUGAGGCUAUUGUUAUCACUUUACGUAUCGCAGAUACUGAUGCAAAAAGAAUAACGGUAGAUGACGGCAGUGGUGCGUGUAUUAUCCAUCCUCGAGUCCUCGUGCAGAUGAGACUCGAAGAUAAAAUAAUACCACAUUGUAUAACGCUAACAGGUUUUAAUAAUGCAGUUGAACGGACUUUUGGAGAGAUAGUGCUACCCAUCCUAGCUGGAGGAGUCACCCUGGAAAGGACAUUUCACGUCAUGAACAAGGAAACGACUUACAACGCCAUCAUAGGGCACCCGUGGAUACAUACCAUGCGAGCGAUCCCUUCUAGUCUCUAUCAAGUGAUCAAGUUUCCUACCCCAUAG